Messenger RNA from Dermacentor andersoni, 1203 nucleotides. Lineage: Eukaryota; Metazoa; Arthropoda; Arachnida; Ixodida; Ixodidae. The record is from RefSeq and is a predicted model, not a curated record.
CUGUACGUUUUCCUGAAUAUUUUCUACCCCUCUGCAGUCAAGCUUCCAGACGACAGUGUUUGUCCAUCACAGCGCCAUGGCACCACGGGACAUUGGCCCUCACAUAAACCAUCGGCAACAGGAAAUUAUAAUCAACUUUAUGGAACGAAAUCCCCGCUUAGUUAAAUCAUCAGGAGAUCUGGACCCAAAAUUCACAGCUCAAAGAAAAAAGGAAAUGUGGGAGGAGCUCGCCAAUUUGCUAAACGAUGCCGGCCCUCCCACAAAGCCCGUGGUGCACUGGCGUUGCUGGUGGAAUAGAUUUGUAAGUCGGGCCAGGGCGGACGCAGGAAACCUCUCCGCCGAGAUGAAGUCUACCGGCGGUGGACUUCUUGGGGGCGCCAAGGGCCGAGUGCUCGCCCUACUCGGCCCUGCAAGCACCGUACCGGCGCGGCCUGCGCCCUUCGUGAGCAGCCACUGCGAAAGCGACUCCCGGCAACCACACACCUCAGCUGUGACUGAGGUGUCACAGCCAGGCGACACCUCAGUCUCUGCAGCCUCAGCACCUCAGCAGCAACCACCAUCUGCGAGCACCGGCGUUACUGGAAGGUGUAGUGCCAGCCGGCCUCCAAGAGCUACAUCAAGAGGCCGCUUGCUGCAGCAGGCUGUGGGGGACACCGCGAAAAGGGUCACCCUCGCAGCUGCGCGAAAUGAGCUAGCCGAAAAAUUGUUGGAGGAGUCCCGCAAGCUGAGAUGGCAGUGCUGAUAGAGUGUGUACGUGUAAUUCAACCCGAGCGAAUGAAUUUUUGCCGCAGUCGAGUGCAGAUGUGUAGUUGGUGAAUAGAAAUGAAAACGGGGAAAAAGUUCCUACAAUUUAGCAUGUUAAGCAAACUAGUAACUCAAAUGCAGAGACACAAGGAAUGUAUGUUACGAAUGUAUGAAUCUUCAUUAUGUACGUAACAUUUGACAUGAGAAGUAUUGACUAUUGUCUAGGGGAUUCUGGAAUGUGUUGCGCUUUUCUAGACGGUAUGAACAUAACCUAAUGUGCAAAACAAAGUUGCGCAUCACAAGCAAGUUUAUGCCCAGAAAAGUGGAUUGAAGUCGUGUAACAAGCAGCUUGUAGUGCUUAGGCAGCCGUAAUACCUUUUGUCACAUGUAGUGCUGUUCAAUACAUUGUUAUUCAUGUACGCAUAGCUAGCAUAAAAUGUACUGAUUUCUGCAAUACAA